AUGGCUAAUGUACAUAGAAUAGGUGAUUAUUAAAAUAAUGGUUAAGGAGGAAAUUAUUACUAAAUGGGAAAUUAGGAAUCUUAAUUAAACAUGGGGCGUUUAUAAUAAAUGAGAGUUCCCUUUAUAACUUCCGGAAAUAGAUAUCAAGGAGAUCCUAGAAAAGAAACAUUUCCUUAAAUGCUUAAGUUAAAUUUAUGUCCUUCACUUAAAUUAUUUUCAUUUACAAUUUUUAUAAUUUUAUUAAAUGUUUUAAUAUUUGUAUCAAUGUGUACUUAAGGUAUAAAUAAAUAAGGAUAAUUAUUAGAAAUAAGGAUAGAUGUCCUUGAUGAAUUUGGUGCAAAUAAUGCUUAAAAAAUCCAAUAAAAAUAUUAAUUAUGGAGACUUUUUACCGCAAUGUUUUUACAUUUAAACUUCAUUCAUAUCCUUUUUAAUUCUGUUUCUGCUUUUAUUUUAGUCUCUGUUAUGGAAUAUACAUAUGGCACAUUAUAUGUAAUUAUUAUAUACAUAUUAAGCGGUAUAGGAGGAAAUUUAUUUACUGAUAUGUUCUCUAGUGUGAUUAUUAUUUCUGCAGGAGCAUCUACUUCUUUAAUGGGAAUGCUUGCCUUAUUUGUUUCUUAUAUGGUUUUGAAUUGGAAAUCACUUGAGUUUACAGGCUAACUUAGAUGUAUGUUCGUUUGUAUUACUACUAUUAUUAUUAUUUGGGUUUUCCUAUUAUCUUCCGGGUUUUCUACUAAAAGUGGUGUUGAUAAUUUUGGACAUUUGGGAGGAUUCAUUACCGGAUUAUUAGCUGGUAUUUGUAUCCCUAAACCUUUUUAAUAAACUGAUUAUGAAAUGAAAGCUAAAUUUAUUAGUGGAGGAUUACUUGCAUUCUUUCUAGGGUUAAUGUUAAUUCUUUUUUAUACAGUAGUUAAAUUAUGAAAAAGAGCAAAAAAAUAAUUAAAUAAAAUGAAUAUAUUUAUUAAAAAUAUAAAUAUAUUAUUGCAAAUAAUAGCAUAUAAAUAAAUUAUAUACAUAUUAAGUUUUUAAAAAAAUAAAUAUAUAC
Ichthyophthirius multifiliis is the source of this 1042-nucleotide messenger RNA. RefSeq names its product rhomboid family protein, putative. Gene Ontology annotation, cellular component: membrane. Gene Ontology annotation, biological process: proteolysis. The transcript is spliced from 4 exons. The record is from RefSeq and is a predicted model, not a curated record. NCBI's taxonomy places the organism in Eukaryota, Ciliophora, Oligohymenophorea, Hymenostomatida. Gene Ontology annotation, molecular function: serine-type endopeptidase activity.